AUGACUUGUCCGUUUUGCAGCAUAGCAUCCAAUUACCCACCAUCCUCAUCUCUCGCAAACCCAGAUCUUACCACUCCAUCCGCGUUCGUAGUCCUCAGCACACCUCAGUGCAUGGCAUUUCUCGAUAUUAUGCCCCUUUCCCCCGGACAUCUACUAGUCACAACUCGUAAUCACAACGAAAAAUUAUCGGACGUGAGUGAAGAAGAAGCGCGAGAGUUAGGCGAAUGGCUCCCGAGACUAUCUCGAGUGUUAGCUAAGGUCACCGGUGUGUGGGACUGGAAUAUUGUUCAAAACAACGGUGAGUUACCCCGGGAUUCGUGUCUUGGAAGUUCCGCCGCAUCUAGGGUUGUAGCUAGGUCUAUUAUAGAUAUCUGGUGGAACAAUGGAAUGGAGAAAUCGUUGCUAAUGAUGGCGAUAAAUAUAGGAGCUGCUGCAGCGCAAGUGGUACCGCAUGUACACUUUCACAUUAUUCCGAGACCGGGGCUAACUCCCGAGUUACGCAAUCGAUCUUUUACGAUGUUUGGGAGGGGGCAGAGGAGCGAAUUGGAUGAAGAUGAAGCUAAGGUUUUAGCGGCGCAGUUGAGGGAGGAAUUGGGAAGAGAGAUGGAGGGGAUUGGGAAGGGCAAACUAUAG
Molecule: messenger RNA, 633 nt
Organism: Botrytis byssoidea
Lineage: Eukaryota; Fungi; Ascomycota; Leotiomycetes; Helotiales; Sclerotiniaceae
Exons: 1
Coding region: 1-633 (210 amino acids)
Biological process (GO): nucleotide metabolic process
Molecular function (GO): catalytic activity
Source: RefSeq, a predicted model, not a curated record